Molecule: messenger RNA, 1229 nt
Organism: Vigna umbellata (rice bean)
Lineage: Eukaryota; Viridiplantae; Streptophyta; Magnoliopsida; Fabales; Fabaceae
Source: RefSeq, a predicted model, not a curated record
UUUUCUUCCUUCUCUUUCUCUCUUCUCUGUUCCUGCCUUUCUCAGUUUUUUCUUCGUCGAUCUUUUGUUUACGAAAUUCGGGAUCCAGACGUUUUUGACCGUUGUUUCUGUUACUGUUGUAUUGACUUCGAAGACCAUAAAAUUUUGCAGCUGUAAUCGCCGUCCAUUAGAGCCUAAUACAAUAAAUGGGCACGCCUGCUGUUGUUAGUAAUAUACCAGGCUACAUCAUAAGUAAGCUUGAAGGUACCUUUAUUGAGUCACUGCAUAUACAAGAUGCUUUAAAGUUGGAACAAGCAUAUGAGGUGGAUCGUUUUGAUAAUUUUUACCCGGAGGAGGAGAAUUCAAGUGGUGGUUUUGAAACGCAAGAAACCAAAUUAGAGAUUAAGUGCUUGAAAGAUUGUUCAACGUUUUCUUAUCCUGAUAUGUGUCUUCCUUCAAGCUGUUCUGAUGAGGAGACAGAUAAAUCACUCUCUAAGCAAUCUCGUCAAAACUACUGCUCAGCUCCAGCAAAACUUGUAUCUGCCAUGAAGGGUAGCCGUGAAAAAGAAAGGGGAUCUCAAAUUAAAUUGACUGUGAAAUGGGCCCCUGAUGUGUAUGAUCCGGUACCGACAUUGUCAUCACAUACUGUUAAACACAAGAAACAUCAGAAACCCAGGAUGAGGAAGAGUGAAAAGAAAAAUGGAAAGAAGAGCCAGAAGGUAAGUUACUCUAGAAGAAGCAGCAGCAGCAGCAAAGAUAAACAGUAUCGAAACAGGUGGCUGCAUUCUGGUGAAGAAGUGUUUGAAGCUUCCACUGAACUUAAAGUAGUUAAGCAUGAUUCCUACUGUGCAACUAGCUACUUAAAAGCAAUUACAGAGGUUCACUGGCCUAUUGGAGAAGCGCUGUAACUCGAUCGAUCGUAUCAUGUAUCGAGACUGCUGCCUAAAAAGAUAAUUUUCUGUUUUGUUGUAUGAUGAAUAGAUUGACUAAGGCCGUUGGAAGCAGUAUAAUGAACGAUACAUAUCCUUUUUUGUUAACUAAUUAGGCUUUUAGGUAACAUGGCUGGAAGGAUAUUUACACGGCAGGUAUUUACAUGACUAUAGCUUCUGCACACGCCAUUGAGAGUAGAUGUGUUUGCGUAGAUAGCUUUUAUUUUCAGUGGCCACAUGGUUCAUCAUAGCAAUUGCUUUCAUUUACCAAUCAGCAAUUCGGGAUUCCAUUAUGAGCACCAACACAUACCUCAAACAUCA